AUGUGUCUGUAUUCUCUCAUGCAUCUCCAGACAAGACACUCCCAGGAAGUGGACCGCCUGCAGGAGGCUCUGCUCUCCUCUCGGUCCCAGCUUCAAGAGCUGGAGAAGGAGCUGGAGCGGCAGAAGGCCGAGCAGCAGCACCUGCUGGAAGACUUGCAGGAGAAGCAGGAAGAGAUCUUGCAUUUCCGGGAGGAGAGGCUGUCCCUCCAGGAAAAGGACUCCAGGCUGCAGGAAAGGCUGGCCUUCCUGCAGCAACAGUGUGAAGAGAAGCAGCAGCUCUCCCUCUCCUUGCAGUCAGAGCUCCAGAUCUGUGAGGCACUCUGUGGAACUCCUAAGACAGGCCUGAAAGCUUUCAGCCUGGAUUCCUGCCACCAAGUCCCCAGUGAGUUAAGCUACCUGGUGGCGGAGAUACGCGCUCUGAGAGAGCAGUUGGAGCAGAGCAUUCAAGUGAACAACUGUCUGCGGCUGCAGCUGGAACAGCAGCUGGAUGGUGGUGCUGGCAAAGCCAAUCUCAGCCCGUUGUCCUCUGUUAGCCAGAAGUUCUCAGCCGAUGUGGAGCCUGCAAACCCACAGCCACUCUUCCAAGGUUCAGCCGCGUCCCCUCCAGUCCGGGAUGUUGGCUUGAAUUCUCCAGCCACGGUCCUCCCCAGCUCUUCUCACUCUGUUCCUGGCUCAGACCCUGCCAUCAUCACCAGGACAAAUGAGCUGGGUUUAGAUGAUUCUGCAGUGAUGAAGAACCCUCCCAAGCUGGAGGGCAAUGCUGUUGAUGGCUCCUUUGCCAACAAGCAUGGCCGACAUGUCAUCGGCCAUAUUGAUGACUACAGUGCUCUACAAGAGCAGAUCAGGGAAGGCAAGCUGCUGGUCCAAAAGAUCCUGUCUCUCGUGAGGCCAGCGUGCAGCAUCCCUGGCCUUGAAGCUCAGGGCAUAGGGGUACCGGGUACCAAAAGUGUCCGUGAGCUGCAGAGCAGCGCCAAUGCUCUGAACCACACCCUAGACGAGUCAGCAUCCCUCCUCACCAUGUUCUGGAGAGCAGCCUUGCCAAGCUCGCACGGUCCAGGACUGGUAGGCAAAGCGGGACAGUUGAUGGAGAAAGAACUCCUGGACCUGCGAGCCCAAGUGUCCCAACAGGAACAGCUCCUCCAGAGAACUAAUGAGCGUCUGAAGACAGCCAAGCAGAAGAAGAAAAGCAUGGAACAGUACAUCGUGAACCACCUGACGAGGACCCAUGAUGUCCUGAAGAAAGCACGGACUAAUUUAGAGGUGAAAUCCUUAAGGGCUCGGCCGUGCACUUCAGGCUUGUGACCCUUGUCUUCCAGGAGCCACACAAGAAGCGAAGCCACAAGUCCUAAAAGCAGCAGGAAGGGUGGGCCUGCCCCCCUCUUGUGCAGCUGCCUAUCUGCUGAGGGGUAGCUGUCCCACUCCUCCCCUGCUGGAGGUCCAGAAAAGAGCUCAGAGAUGUGUCCACACGGGACAGGCAGGCGAGAGUGGCAUCCUGGCAGCAGUGAAUAUGAUUAGCCAAGGCCCGCUGGGCCCAGCACUAAGCCAAACUGAUGUAGACUGCAUAGACGGCCUCGCGGCUCUGCUUCUAAACAGCCUCAGUGGCCCUGGCACCCUCCUCAUCACGGUUCUUGCCUCGGCAUCUGCCCUCAAGACGGCCAACUCAGGGGAAUGAGGACCUCGAUGCCCACAAACAGGGUGUGUGGUCCCAACACCGAAGCUCCUCAGACAGUUGUAAAAGCACACUAGUUGAGAGGCAGUGCCCUGCUGGACAGUGUUGGGGCUCAGCAAAGUCCCCUCACAAACCGACUCUUAAUCUAGGCCAGCCCUAUGGGCCAAGCCAGGUAGUACUUUGGUCUACAACACCACGUCAGAGUUCUUUGAGUCUACACAGCAGACGUGGUGACUUCUAGGUGCCCCAUGCUUAGCCUAGCACCCUCUGUUUCCUGGAUGAUCUCCAGUUGAACGGGCUCCCUUAGAUGUGCUGUCCCCUGUAAUCCUGACUUCCCUCGGGGGAACUGGGGACUGGUGGCCACAUCAUGCCCGUUGAAUGUCUAAAGCAUACAGCACACCUGUUCCUCUUUUAAUGGCAUGGCGAGGCCUGUUCUGAACUGAAGACUGUGAGUCUUCACAGUGCUCAUAGGAUGUGGCUGUGUGUGUAUAAAUGUAUAAUAUAGAUAUAUAUGUUGCUAUGGCCAGGUGUCAAAGGUCAUAAUGUGCAGACAGGUGGGUGGGAGGAUGCUACACAGUCUUUUGGAUGGCUAUUAAAGCAAACUGUGUAUAAAGAAA
Molecule: messenger RNA, 2286 nt
Organism: Peromyscus eremicus (cactus mouse)
Lineage: Eukaryota; Metazoa; Chordata; Mammalia; Rodentia; Cricetidae
Product: myomegalin-like
Exons: 10
Coding region: 1-1302 (433 amino acids)
Source: RefSeq, a predicted model, not a curated record